This is a messenger RNA of Paramecium sonneborni, 524 nucleotides long. Lineage: Eukaryota; Ciliophora; Oligohymenophorea; Peniculida; Parameciidae. The record is from the annotation of a GenBank genome assembly.
AUGAGACAUAAAAACUAAUUUUAAUUAAAGAAUGUAAAAACUUAAAGUAUUUACUCAACUGAAUCAACAAUUCAAACUCCUUCUAGAUAAUUGUCACCUAAAUCACCAUAGAUUUGGACUUCAUCUGCACUAUCAAACUCAAGUAUUAUUCAUUAAAAUAUUUAAUAGAUUUACCUAAUUAAUCUGAUGCACAAUAUUAAGCAAAAAUUAAAGAACUUUUAGAAGAAAAUUAAAAGUUGAUUCAUAAAAGCUCUGUGCAAGAUUUAAUCAUUAAUAGAUUAUAAUAAAUAGAAGAAUUGGAACCAAUACGAUCAAGCAGAGUAAAUACUUUAAAUAAUGUUCGAAAUAACGAUAAGAAAUAAAUCAUUAAAAUUUAAAAACCUAUUUACACAAGAGAGGGAGAGAGCAAAGAUAAUAAAAUGUUAUUUACUUUCUUUAGUCCAGAACCAAAUCAAAAAACAAGUGUAUGUAAACUUCCAAAAGUGUUUUAAGUUGCCCCUAACAAAAGAAAAUAUUUUGUAUGA